UUUACUUUCUGAGUAAGACAAUUUGUAAUGGCUCGUACCAAGCAAACCGCCCGUAAAUCUACCGGAGGAAAGGCUCCCCGUAAGCAGCUCGCCACCAAGGCAGCACGUAAAAGUGCUCCCGCCACCGGUGGAGUGAAGAAGCCUCAUCGUUACAGGCCCGGUACCGUCGCUCUCCGAGAGAUCCGUCGCUACCAGAAGUCGACUGAGCUUCUGAUCCGCAAGCUGCCCUUCCAGCGUCUGGUCCGUGAGAUCGCUCAGGACUUCAAGACCGACCUGCGCUUUCAGAGCUCCGCCGUGAUGGCUCUUCAGGAGGCUAGCGAGGCUUAUCUCGUUGGUCUGUUUGAGGACACCAACUUGUGCGCCAUCCACGCCAAGCGAGUCACCAUCAUGCCCAAGGACAUCCAGCUUGCCCGCCGCAUCCGUGGCGAGAGAGCGUAAACAGUUCCUCGCAAGAACACAAUAAAACGGCUCCUUUAGGAGCCACCACAUGCAAUAAAGUCAAACCUACAUCAUCUUUUUCGCAAUUACAUAUGACAGAAGUUUUUGUGUUGAACAUCUCCAUGUUGUUGUUUUGCGCGGGAAAACAGACACAACAGCACCUCCAAUUCGGCUUAAAACUUCGAUUUCUAUCAUUCUACAACCUUGAAGAAAAAAAUGGCGACACCAGAUAAACAAAAUGACUUGGCGAACUUCCCGCAAACAUUUUAUUUAUGUAGGCGAUUUAAGCUAACGGCGCGCUAAAAUGAACGCUGUCGCAAAUUCAAAUCAAAGGCGAUAGAAAUCACGAGGUAAAGGAAAAGAGAACCCUACGGUUACUUCAAUCAACUUUCUAUUUAUAUAAAACGAAUGAAGGAAUCUUUAUUUCUUAGCGUGACCUAUUUAAAAGAAUGAAGGAAUAUUAUUUCAUCGCGUGACCUAUGAAGCGGCCUGAAAAUACUUACAUAGAAACUCUGAUAAACAAAUAAAACAUGUUUCUCGUUUGCUCAUUACCAAA
Nematostella vectensis (starlet sea anemone) is the source of this 994-nucleotide messenger RNA. RefSeq names its product histone H3. Gene Ontology annotation, cellular component: nucleosome. The transcript has a single exon. Gene Ontology annotation, molecular function: protein heterodimerization activity; DNA binding; structural constituent of chromatin. Bases 28 to 438 code for a protein of 136 amino acids. The record is from RefSeq and is a predicted model, not a curated record. NCBI's taxonomy places the organism in Eukaryota, Metazoa, Cnidaria, Anthozoa, Actiniaria, Edwardsiidae.